GAGGACCCCGGGCGCGGAUUGGAUGGCCGCGGGCCUGCCAGUCAUGCCAGGAGAAGGCGGGUCCUCCACAGGGUUGGGUCGGCGGCGGCGGUUUCCCUUUGCUUCCUUUCCGGGGUUGGCUGUGUGAGCCGGGGGAAGAUCGAGGCCUGGUGGAGCUGCAGGAGGCGAGCGGGACACGCCGCCCCCCAUUCACUCCAGGGACUCGCUCUUGCGCCUACGGAGGAAGGGAAGAAGGAAGAUGGACACGCUGGGCAGGAAAGUGGUCGUCUGCGACAACGGCACCGGGUUUGUGAAAUGUGGAUAUGCAGGAUCCAAUUUUCCAGAACACAUCUUCCCAGCUUUGGUUGGGAGACCAAUUAUUCGAUCAACUACGAAAGUGGGAAACAUUGAAAUCAAGAAUAACAAAAAGAUGGAUCUUAUGGUUGGCGAUGAAGCAAGUGAACUACGGUCAAUGUUGGAAGUUAACUAUCCCAUGGAAAAUGGCAUUGUCCGGAACUGGGAUGAUAUGAAACAUCUUUGGGACUACACCUUUGGACCAGAAAAACUUAAUAUUGAUACCAAAAACUGUAAAAUACUGCUCACAGAACCUCCCAUGAACCCAACAAAGAACAGGGAAAAGAUUGUGGAGGUAAUGUUUGAAACAUAUCAAUUUUCUGGGGUCUAUGUAGCCAUUCAAGCAGUUCUUACUCUGUAUGCACAAGGUCUACUGACUGGCGUUGUUGUGGAUUCUGGAGAUGGUGUUACUCACAUUUGUCCAGUCUAUGAAGGUUUUUCUCUUCCUCAUCUCACCAGAAGACUAGAUAUUGCUGGUAGGGAUAUUACCAGAUACCUCAUCAAGCUGCUCUUACUGCGAGGCUAUGCCUUCAACCAUUCUGCUGAUUUUGAGACUGUUCGCAUGAUUAAAGAAAAGCUCUGCUACGUGGGCUACAACAUUGAACAGGAGCAGAAAUUGGCCUUGGAAACUACUGUGCUAGUUGAGUCCUACACACUCCCAGAUGGCCGAAUUAUUAAAGUUGGUGGUGAGCGAUUUGAGGCACCAGAAGCUCUGUUUCAGCCUCACUUGAUCAAUGUGGAGGGGGUUGGUGUUGCUGAGCUGCUGUUCAAUACCAUCCAAGCUGCUGAUAUUGACACCAGGUCCGAGUUCUAUAAGCACAUUGUGUUGUCUGGAGGUUCCACUAUGUACCCUGGGCUUCCUUCACGUCUGGAACGUGAACUAAAACAGCUUUACCUAGAACGGGUCCUGAAAGGUGAUGUGGAAAAACUUUCAAAAUUUAAGAUUCGUAUUGAAGAUCCACCUCGUCGAAAGCACAUGGUGUUCCUAGGUGGUGCAGUUCUAGCAGACAUAAUGAAAGACAAAGACAACUUCUGGAUGACCAGACAAGAAUACCAAGAGAAGGGCGUGCGUGUGCUUGAGAAGCUUGGUGUGACUGUUCGAUAAAUUCAGAAGCUUAUUCCCACCACAGCUCUAGUGCUUGCAUUUCUUUAUUGCCAAUCUUUGAACGCAUUCAGCUACAUGACAUGUAAAGGCCUGUCUGUGCCCUCUUGACCCAAAGGCCAGGGUUUGUUCUGGUUCCUUUUGUUAGAUAUUUGAUAAUGUGGCUAUAUUUGAUUACUUAAUUGGACCACUUCUCUGCAAACAAAACAAGAGCAAGAGUGGCCUGUCUGCUGCAUUGUUCCUUCCCAGUAGGCAGUUGAGUAAUUCCAGUAUGCUCUUUCUUCUGGGUUUAUUGCUAUAAUGCUGUCAGCUUUUGUCUGUAGCUCACCAGGGUGGAAUCCCUUUCUUAGCAUGAAAGAAAUCCUUGGACAACAGCUCUUUUCUAUCAUGUGGUUGUUGCAAUUUAUCUUUGCAUCCUUCUGCCUUCAUCCUAUACUGUUUUUGUAUCUUGUUUAGGAACUCUGAAAGUAAGUCAGACUGCCAGCACAUUUUAAAAUGUGAUCCCAGAAUAUUUUGGGUGCCAUAGAUAUAAGGUUUCUGAAAUUCCAUAACAUGGAAAUUGGCUGUGUACCCCUGAACCUAGAUUGCAAAGCUGAGGAGGAAACUUUUGUAUUGUAUUUCCAAAACAGCAGUAGUUUAAGCAGCGGCUGCUACAAAAUAAUUAUAUGAAACUUCUUGCAUUGGCACUAGAAAACUUCUUCUCCUGUAAAAAUACCUACAGUUGACUUCCUCUGCCAAUAUCUUUUCUCUUAUUUUUGGUACUAUGUCUUUCAUUACCAUUAAAUUUAAAGGUUUUUUUUAAAAAAUAGGAAACAUUAGUAUGUUAUCUGGGACUGGAUUCCCUGGAUAUAAUCUAUUGAAAAUAAUAUGUACAAAAAAACAGUCUGUGAACUUUAAUUACUGGUACAAUAUUACAAAAUAAUGGAAUUGUAUUAAAUUUUGAACACACAGCAA
Molecule: messenger RNA, 2389 nt
Organism: Hemicordylus capensis (graceful crag lizard)
Lineage: Eukaryota; Metazoa; Chordata; Lepidosauria; Squamata; Cordylidae
Gene: ACTR2
Product: actin related protein 2
Exons: 10
Coding region: 239-1438 (399 amino acids)
Biological process (GO): Arp2/3 complex-mediated actin nucleation
Cellular component (GO): actin cortical patch; Arp2/3 protein complex
Molecular function (GO): actin filament binding
Source: RefSeq, a predicted model, not a curated record